Penicillium argentinense is the source of this 855-nucleotide messenger RNA. RefSeq names its product GTP-binding protein rhoC. The record is from RefSeq and is a predicted model, not a curated record. Gene Ontology annotation, molecular function: GTPase activity; GTP binding. Bases 1 to 855 code for a protein of 284 amino acids. Lineage: Eukaryota; Fungi; Ascomycota; Eurotiomycetes; Eurotiales; Aspergillaceae. Gene Ontology annotation, biological process: small GTPase-mediated signal transduction. The transcript has 3 exons.
AUGAGCCAGAUGUAUGACGAGAAUUACUAUGCGGCUUCGCGACGCCGGUCUCUCGCAACUCCUCCUCCAUCCAUGUCUCCGCGCCACAGCCGUACCCGCAGCCACAGCGUGCGAGUGAGCAACGGCACCGCCAGCACCCACACCAGCUUCUCCAGUGCUCAAAUGUCGGAGGCCACGAAUAUCACUCAACCGCCCUCCUACUCAAAAAAGUUUGUGGUGGUCGGCGAUGGUGGAUGCGGCAAGACGUGCCUAUUGAUUAGCUAUUCUCAGGGCUAUUUCCCCGAGAAAUAUGUCCCCACCGUCUUCGAAAACUAUAUCACCCAGACCACGCACCGACAGUCGGGGAAGACAGUCGAGCUAGCGCUGUGGGAUACCGCUGGACAAGAAGAGUACGACCGCCUGCGUCCGCUGUCUUAUCCCGAGACCGACCUUCUCUUCGUCUGCUUUGCUGUUGACUGCCCCGCCUCUUUGGAAAAUGUUAUGGACAAGUGGUACCCUGAAGUUCUGCAUUUCUGCCCGACAACCCCCAUCAUCCUCGUCGGCCUCAAAUCAGAUCUCCGCACUAAGCGAACUUGCAUCGAGCUCCUCAAGACACAAGGCCUGACCCCAAUCACCCCAGAGCAAGGCCAAGGCGUGGCCCAGCGGAUGGGUGCUACCUACGUCGAGUGCAGCAGCAAGGAAAUGCGCGGUGUGGAUGAGGUCUUCGCAAAGGCUGUCGACACCGUCAUUUCCAUCGAGGAGCAAGGCUACAUGACUCAAAAGUCCUCAUCGCAUUCUCGCACAAGUAGCAAGCCUUACGCCGGCGGAAUACGACCAGGAAAGAAGAUUAAGAAGCGAAGCUGCAAGAUUUUGUAA